Molecule: messenger RNA, 2845 nt
Organism: Liolophura sinensis
Lineage: Eukaryota; Metazoa; Mollusca; Polyplacophora; Chitonida; Chitonidae
Product: probable ATP-dependent DNA helicase HFM1
Exons: 27
Coding region: 29-2845 (938 amino acids)
Molecular function (GO): nucleic acid binding; ATP binding
Source: RefSeq, a predicted model, not a curated record
AUUUUUUUAGUAGAACAGUGUUUUAUUCAUGUUUCCUGGCUGUCAUAAUCUUUGUUGUGGUGUUGUUUUCAGGCUUCAUUCACAGGUACAGGGUGUCCCUAAUGUGUCGAGGAAGCCUACCACAGCCCACCAUCCCCUACCCUCACACAUGCCAAAAAGCCCUGAAUAUGGGUCUGAUGAUGACCUGUUCUCUGAUAAGCCCAAGUCAGGGGGAAGCACAGAUCCAGAUUCCCACCACUUACUGGCCCCUGGUCGGCCUUUCACUCAGAAUCACUGUACACAGCGAGACGCCCCACUUCGUACAGUCGCACAAUGUGACACGCCACAGGCACUGACUAUCCCAGAUCCUGGAUGUGGGAGAGGAGGAAAACAGGCCAAGCUUCGAUCAGUAGAAGAAAUCCCAGAGAGAUACAGAGACGUUUUCAACUUCCCGUAUUUCAAUAUUGUACAAUCUCUUGUACUGGAUGAUGUGUUGUAUACAGACAAACCCAUGGUGGUUUGUGCUCCAACUGGCUCAGGCAAGACUGCUGUGUUUGAGCUGGCAAUAUUGCGGCUGCUCAUGACAGCUGCUACUCAGAACAUGGGACAGAUCAAGAUCGUAUACAUGGCCCCUAUCAAAGCUCUGUGUAGUGAGAGGUACCUGGACUGGAGGGAUAAGUUUGAGCCUUUUGGGCUGAAGUGUAAAGAACUGACCGGAGACACAGAGGUAGAUGAUUACUUCCAGCUACAGGAGGCCAACAUUGUCACCACUACACCUGAAAAAUGGGACAGCAUGACUAGGAAAUGGAGAGACAACAAAUCCCUGGUGCAGAUGGUUCGGCUGUUUCUGAUAGAUGAGGUGCAUGUACUGAAUGAUGACACAAGGGGAGCAACCAUGGAGGCUGUGAUCAGCCGUAUGAAAACUGUCCAGUCAGCACUAAGCUGGACAAACCAGCCAGCCAUGGCCAUGAGGUUCAUUGCUAUCUCUGCCACCAUUCCAAACAUUGAAGAUAUUGCAGAGUGGCUGGGUUCAGGUGAGGACAGUGCUGUUUUUCACAGUUUGGGUGAGAAGUACCGACCAGUCAGGUUAAGAAGGGUUGUGUUGGGAUACAACUGUUCCCAAGAUUCAUCUGAUUUCAAGUUUGACAUCUCUCUCAACUACAAGAUGGCUGGCAUAAUCCACACAUACUCGGAGAACAAGCCCACUCUGGUGUUUUGUUCCACAAGAAAGAGUGUCCAGCAGGCAGCAUCAAUUCUUGUGAAAGACUCCAAGUUCAUCAUGGAUUCCCAGCACAAGGAGAGGCUUGUUCGCUGUGCCAACUGCUUGAGGGAUUCCAAAUUAAGAGAGCUGGUGCUGUGUGGUGUGGGCUAUCAUCAUGCAGGCCUGGAAUUGCACGACAGAAAAGCUGUAGAGGAACUGUUCACAGCCGCUGAUUUACCUGUUCUCUUUGCCACUAGUACUUUGGCAAUGGGGGUGAACCUACCUGCUCACCUGGUGGUGAUCAAGUCCACGACACAGUAUCAUAUGGGGGUGGCCCAGGAGUACUCAGAUACUCAGGUUCUCCAGAUGAUCGGAAGGGCAGGCAGGCCACAGUUUGACACCUCAGCCACAGCAGUGAUAAUGACUAAGAUGUGUAACAAGUUCAAGUAUGAGGCCCUGAUUAAAGGUACACAGCUGCUGGAAAGCAGCUUGCACAAGCACCUGAUAGAAUACCUGAAUGCUGAGAUCUGCCUAAGGACGAUCACGGAUGUUACGGUGGCCCUGGAGUGGAUCAAGUCAACACUUCUGUACAUACGAGUCAUGAAAAACCCCAAACACUACGAUAUGCCCGUGGGAUUGACCAAGAAUCAAGUAGAAAAGAGGCUGCAAGACAUGUGUGUGCGAAACCUGAAUUUGUUGUUAGGGAUUGAGCUGAUUAACAUGGAUGAAGACCACUUUGAAAUACAGACUACAGAGCGAGGUCGCAUGAUGGCUCGGUUCUGCAUCACCUACUCUUCCAUGAAGAAGUUCAGUGAGCUCUCUGGCACAGUUUCCAUGUCAGACAUGCUGACUGUGUUGUCCAGUUGUAAAGAGUUUUCUGACAUUCAGCUGAGAGUGACUGAGCGCAGACCCUUGAACAUGUUGAAUAAGGACAAGAAUAGAGCCACUAUCAGGUAUCCAAUGACUGGUAAAAUCAAGUCCAAAGACAUGAAAGUGAACUGUCUGAUUCAAGCCCAGCUUGGAAGCCUCACAAUCCAGGAUUUUGCUUUGGCUCAAGACACCACCAAGAUCUUCAGAGUUGCUCAGAGGGUUGCAAAAUGUCUUGUGGAGUUUAUGUGGAGCAAGCCUCACUUUCAGACUCUGCUGACAUCAGUGAUGCUCUGUAAAUGCUUGAAAUCAAGACUCUGGGAGAAUUCCAAGUUCAUCACCAAACAACUUGAGGGCAUCGGCCCUAUGCUGUCUAAUGCCUUUGUCAAUGCUGGCAUUACAAGUUUUCAGAAGAUUGAGGAAACAAAUCCCAGAGAAUUAGAGCUGAUUGUAAAUCGACAUCCCCCAUUUGGUAAUCUGUUACGAGAUGCUGUCAGCAAACUCCCCAAGUAUGAACUCUCAAUCGAACAGAUUGUUAAGUACAGCCCGGUGUCUGCAGAGUUAGCGGUGACUGUGUGCUUGGCCAACCCAGAGUCAGUGAAGUCCAACAAAGCUGUGGGCAGUCAGCACUUCUGUGUCCUACUUAUAGGAGAUGCUGACAACAAUGUGAUUCUAAAGGCCAAGCUCAGUGACCAACUGCUAGUGAGAGAAGGCAGCUGGAGGAGGAAAAUUAGUGUGGAGAGAGCCAACAAGGGCAACCACCUGGAUGUCUACCUCAUUAGUGAGGACCUGGGGUAA